UGUUUUGAUACUCUUGUCUCCUCAUCACAACGCCUACAACGAUUAACCGCCACAGAAGAGAGCAGCCCCCACUCUUUUCUCAUUUUCUGUACCGGAAAACACUAUUUUGGUUUCAACGCAAUUUCUCGCUCUUAAACUGCAGUUGAAUCACUCACUCACACCCACACAUUCACAGCGCAAAUUUCUGCAAGCCGAUGCAUCAGAGAGGGAGAGUGAAAGACCAUAGAUCCAGGACCUUUUCUAGAUCUCGCAUCGCAAUCCAAGGCCGAUAGCCCCAUUUCUUCUCCUAAUUUGCAACUACCUACAUUCUCAUUUCUCUAUAAGUUUGCUCAAUCCAUCUCCAGUAUCAUCAAAGUUUCAUUGUUUAAUCUAUAAUCUACAAUCUAUAAUCUAUAAUCAUGGCUGCCAUUACUCAAGCAGAAGAACGCGAGAUCCAGAAGAAUUACUGGAUGGAGCACUCCGCUGAUCUUACGGUGGAGGCUAUGAUGCUCGACUCUAAGGCUGUUGAUCUUGACAAAGAAGAGAGACCUGAAGUGCUUGCACUGCUUCCCCCAUACGAAGGGAAAUCAGUGUUGGAGCUAGGUGCUGGUAUUGGCCGUUUCACUGGUGAAUUAGCCAAGAAAGCUGGGCAACUUAUAGCAUUGGACUUCAUUGAAAGUGCAAUCAAGAAGAAUGAAGUCAUCAAUGGGCACUAUAAAAAUGUCAAGUUUAUGUGUGCUGAUGUGACCUCUCCAGAUUUGAACUUCUCUGAUGAGUCACUGGACUUGAUAUUCUCAAAUUGGUUACUGAUGUAUCUUUCUGACAAUGAGGUUGUGAAGCUAGUAGAGAGAAUGGUCAGAUGGUUGAAAGUUGGAGGGCACAUAUAUUUCAGAGAAUCAUGCUUCCAUCAAUCUGGAGACCACAAGAGAAAGAACAACCCAACUCACUAUCGAGAACCUAGAUAUUAUACUAAGGUUUUCAAAGAAUGCCAAUUGAAUGCUGGAAAAGGGAAGUCUUUUGAACUCUCUCUUAUUGGUUGUAAGUGCAUUGGAGCUUAUGUACGAAACAAGAAGAAUCAAAAUCAGAUUUGCUGGACAUGGCAGAAAGUUAGUUCGGAAGAUGACAGAGGAUUCCAGAAGUUCUUGGACACUGUCCAAUAUAAUUGCAGUGGCAUUUUACGAUAUGAGCGAGUCUUUGGACAAGGCUAUGUGAGCACAGGAGGGCUUGAGACAACUAAAGAAUUUGUUGCCAAAUUGGAUCUCCAGCCGGGGCAAAAGGUCCUAGAUGUUGGCUGUGGUAUUGGAGGAGGUGAUUUCUACAUGGCUGAGAACUACGAGGUUCAUGUUGUUGGCAUUGACCUCUCUAUUAACAUGAUCUCAUUCGCUAUCGAACGUGCUAUUGGCCUCAAAUGCACCGUUGAGUUUGAGGUUGCUGAUUGCACCAGGAAAUCAUACCCUGAUGGCUCAUUGGAUGUGAUUUACAGCCGUGACACCUUUCUUCACAUUCAUGACAAACCUGCACUUUUCAAGUCUUUCUACAGGUGGCUGAAGCCAGGGGGUAAACUCCUCAUUACUGAUUACUGCAAAGCAGCUGGAACUCCAUCACAAGAAUUUGCCGAGUAUAUUAAACACAGAGGAUAUGAUUUACACGAUGUAGCAGCAUAUGGCCAGAUGAUCAAGGAUGCUGGGUUCAAUGACGUCAUUGCUGAGGAUCGAUCUCAUCAGUUCAUGAACGUGCUCCAGAAGGAGUUAGACACCGUGGAGAAGGAAAAAGAAGCAUUUAUCCAAGACUUCUCAGAAGAGGACUACAAUGAUAUCGUUGAUGGGUGGAGGGCGAAGCUGGCGAGAUCUUCAUCCGGGGAGCAGAGAUGGGGCUUGUUCAUUGCCAAGAAGUGAAGUGAUGUCUUCUGAAAUGAACAUUAUGACAACAAGCAACAACAUAUGGGCUUAGUAUUGAUGAAACCUCCUAGUGUCGUUUUCAAUAAUUUGGGUGAAUGUUUUGCUAUGUAAUAAUGGCACCAUAUGUUGUAUAAGUUGGUAUCUUCCCAUGAUAAUAAUGUGUUAUGUUGAAGACUGAAAUCCAGUUUGUUUUAAUGAUCA
Molecule: messenger RNA, 2078 nt
Organism: Ipomoea nil (Japanese morning glory)
Lineage: Eukaryota; Viridiplantae; Streptophyta; Magnoliopsida; Solanales; Convolvulaceae
Product: phosphomethylethanolamine N-methyltransferase-like
Exons: 12
Coding region: 399-1874 (491 amino acids)
Biological process (GO): phosphatidylcholine biosynthetic process
Molecular function (GO): phosphoethanolamine N-methyltransferase activity
Source: RefSeq, a predicted model, not a curated record